CAGAGACAGAUAAAGAGGAAAAAAAUUGAGAAGACAGAAGUCACAUGGAACUACACGGAUAUGACGGAAUACGAUAAUAAUAAUAAAAUUAUCUCGAAACCGACAAUAAUUUGGCGUAAACAGAUGAUACGCUUACGUCCAUAAUCUAAGAUAGGCAUUGCAAUACAGUGAGAUUGAUUAACAGACAAAUCGAGAUAGACGAUAUACCCACGUUAUUAUCACCACCUCAAACAUAUCUACAAACGAACGAUAACAAAGCAGCGGGUAGAAAUUAUUGUCCGAUUUUGAUUUGGUAUAAAACGAGAACCGCAAGUUGAAAGCAAACUUAGUCGGUUCGUAACUUCUAAAACUUUAUAAUGUUGUCACCAAAGAGAGAAAGCACCUUGCAUUAUUUGGCUUUAUUCUUCGUUUGCCUGCAAGUCUGUGAAGUAACUUGCACCGUUUCUUCGGUUGGGUGCAUGGAUUUCAAUAAUAAACCGGUUGACUGGUUUAUUGCAUACAAACUUCCUCAUCACACAUCUGUUAUUGGAACUGAGUUCUAUUACAUGGACGCCAAUGCGAAGUCUUGGAAAUAUUCACCAAACAACAUCGAUUCCAAAAGCCAACCAAUUUAUUACACGCUACGACCAAUAUAUGAAAAUUCUACGAAAGGGAGUUUCAUGUAUAUGAUGUACAAUGAUGAGAAACCGGAUACACACUCAGCUACUGAAUCAUAUGGACACACGAAAGGUGUGAUAGCAUUUGACAAGCAAUCUGGAUUUUGGUUAGUUCACAGUACACCAAAAUUUCCAGAUUAUAGACACUCUGGCUACCAAUGGCCAGAUAAUGGCCACUACUUCGGUCAGACUUUCCUAUGUGUAACAUACCCUUAUAAGGAAAUGAAUAAAAUUGGAAAACAGCUGAAGUAUAACUAUCCCCAAAUAUACGACAAAAGCUUCCCGCAAACAAUGGUAAUGGAUAACCCUGAUAUGGCUGCUGUGGUUUUGAACCGUUCCAAAGUCUCUUAUCCACCUUGGAAUCAUACUGAAAUUCUUAUUUCUAAAGGUGGCAAAAAGUUUGUUAGUUUCGCUAAAUUUUCAAAGUUUAAUUCAGACCUUUACUCGUCUUGGUUGGCGCCAGCACUAGGUAGUAGUUUGCUGGUUGAGUCAUGGCAAAAUGGACGGGGCAAACUGCCUUCAUUCUGUCUUGGAAAAUAUCAGGUGUUUAAUGUCCGAUAUAUUGGCAUCAAUAAAUCAUCAUUUAAGCAAACACGGGACCAUUCAAAAUGGGCCAUCACUGUAAAAGGGGCUUCUAAAUACAUUGUUUGUAUUGGAGACAUCAACAGACAGGAACAUCAAGAGGAACGAGCUGGCGGCACCGUUUGUUUCAAAGACUCAAGCGUUUGGACAAGUUUCUACAAUGUUGUCAAAUCAUAUGAAAAAUGCCCAAAAUUAAGUGUGGCCAGCUAGAACCAACUACAUAGACAAGAAGAUGAAGAAAGACAGGAAGGAUAUAU
Messenger RNA from Octopus sinensis (East Asian common octopus), 1495 nucleotides. RefSeq names its product plancitoxin-1. Gene Ontology annotation, molecular function: deoxyribonuclease II activity. Bases 357 to 1448 code for a protein of 363 amino acids. The record is from RefSeq and is a predicted model, not a curated record. The transcript has 8 exons. Lineage: Eukaryota; Metazoa; Mollusca; Cephalopoda; Octopoda; Octopodidae. Gene Ontology annotation, biological process: apoptotic DNA fragmentation.